This is a messenger RNA of Tupaia belangeri chinensis (Chinese tree shrew), 4845 nucleotides long. RefSeq names its product solute carrier family 38 member 2 (gene SLC38A2). The coding region runs from base 379 to 1899 and encodes 506 amino acids. Gene Ontology annotation, molecular function: L-glutamine transmembrane transporter activity. The transcript is spliced from 16 exons. Gene Ontology annotation, cellular component: plasma membrane. Gene Ontology annotation, biological process: amino acid transmembrane transport; L-glutamine transport. NCBI's taxonomy places the organism in Eukaryota, Metazoa, Chordata, Mammalia, Scandentia, Tupaiidae. The record is from RefSeq and is a predicted model, not a curated record.
CGCUCGCACCGCUGCCCCAGAGCCUUGGCGACGCCGCCCCGGAGCGCUCUUCUCGCACCGUGUCAGCAGCCUGACCACGCGUUCCAGCAUACUCUCGCCUUUUCCUUGACUCGGCGGACGCCGGAGGAUUGGGGCGGCAGUUGACCAUUUCUUUUUUUUAAUUAAGAUUAUUUUUUCAGCCUAUUUUGUUGGAUUUUUGUUCUGUUUUAAUUUGUCUUGUACAAUUUUUGUUUGACUGAGAUAAACCCGUUGAAGACGUUUGCGUGGUGUGCGGACAGAGGAGCGGAGACCCCCGAGGCAGCCGCGAGGCCCGGUGCACCGCCAAGGACAAAAGGAGCCCAGCGCUGCUCUCAGCACCCGUUCCUGCCGGUGCUUAACAUGAAGAAGGCCGAAAUGGGAAGGUUCAAUAUUUCCCCAGAUGAGGACAGCAGCAGCUACAGUUCCAAUAGCGACUUCAACUACUCCUACCCCACCAAGCAAGCUGCUCUGAAAAGUCAUUAUGCAGAUGUAGAUCCUGAAAACCAGAACUUUUUACUUGAAUCGAAUUUGGGGAAGAAGAAGUAUGAAACAGACUUUCAUCCAGGUACUACUUCCUUUGGAAUGUCAGUAUUUAAUCUGAGCAAUGCGAUUGUGGGCAGUGGAAUCCUUGGGCUUUCUUAUGCCAUGGCUAAUACUGGAAUUGCUCUUUUUAUAAUUCUCUUGUCAUUUGUGUCAAUAUUUUCCCUGUAUUCUGUUCAUCUCCUUUUGAAGACUGCCAAUGAAGGAGGGUCUUUAUUAUAUGAACAGUUGGGACAUAAGGCAUUUGGAUUGGUUGGAAAGCUUGCAGCCUCUGGAUCAAUUACAAUGCAGAACAUUGGAGCUAUGUCAAGCUACCUCUUCAUAGUGAAAUAUGAGUUACCUUUGGUGAUCCAGGCAUUAAUGAACAUUGAAGAUACAACUGGGUUGUGGUAUCUGAACGGUGACUAUUUGGUUCUGCUGGUAUCCUUGAUGCCCAUUCUUCCUUUAUCACUGCUGAGAAAUUUAGGAUAUUUGGGUUAUACCAGUGGCCUUUCCUUACUGUGUAUGAUGUUCUUUCUGAUUGUGGUAAUUUGCAAGAAAUUUCAAAUUCCUUGUCCUAUGGAAGUUGCUUUCCUGAUCAAUGAAACGAUGAAUGGCACCUUAACACAGCCAACAGCUUUUGCAUCUGAUUCGACAUUUAACAUGACUGGAGAUGAUUCUUGCAGACCGCGUUAUUUUAUCUUCAACUCACAGACUGUCUAUGCUGUGCCGAUCCUGACCUUUUCAUUUGUCUGUCACCCUGCUAUUCUUCCAAUCUAUGAAGAGCUGAAAGGCCGCAGCCGUAAAAGAAUGAUGAAUGUGUCCAAGAUUUCAUUUUUUGCCAUGUUUCUCAUGUAUCUGCUUGCAGCCCUCUUUGGAUACCUAACGUUUUACAAAAACGUUGAGUCAGAAUUGCUUCAUACCUACUCUACUGUCCUGGGAACUGAUAUUCUUCUUCUCAUUGUCCGUUUGGCUGUGUUAAUGGCUGUCGUCCUGACAGUACCAGUAGUUAUUUUCCCAAUCCGGAGUUCUGUAACUCACUUGUUGUGUUCAUCAAAAGAUUUCAGUUGGUGGCGUCAUAGUCUCAUUACAGUGUCGAUCUUGGCAUUUACCAAUUUGCUUGUUAUUUUCGUACCAACUAUUCGGGAUAUCUUUGGCUUCAUUGGUGCAUCUGCUGCUGCUAUGUUGAUUUUUAUUCUUCCAUCUGCCUUCUAUAUCAAGUUAGUGAAGAAAGAACCUAUGAAAUCUAUACAGAAAAUUGGGGCAAUGUUCUUCCUAUUCUGUGGCGUAGUGGUGAUGACUGGAAGCAUGGCCUUGAUUGUUUUGGAUUGGGUACACAAUGCCCCUGGAGGUGGUCAUUAAUUAACUGGCACCACUCAAACUGGGAUAAUCCAUCUGAUGCCAGUGUUGAGUCAACACUCAGCUACUAUGAAAUUUCACCUAAUGUUUUCAGUUUCACUUCCUUUUGAAGUGCAGAUUCCUCGCUGGUUCUUCUGAGUGCAGAAUAAGUGAACUUUUUUUAAAAUUUUUUUUAAAGGUUUUUUUUUUUUUCUAAAGAAACUUAUCUGUAUGUUAGAAAUGGAUUUUAACAACAAAACCACGAGUCUCGGGUUAAGGGAAGUGACAAUUUUAUUCCAUUCCAGAGAAUGGACGAACUCUUAACUUUUAUCAAGCCACAUGUUUGGCUGUGUCAUUGUUUAACUUGGAUAUUUUAUGAUUUUACUUGAAUGUGCCUAAUGGAACCAUUCGAUGUGAGAAAUAAUUCUUAAUUUACAGCAGAGUAUUGAAAUAACCAUUGAGAAAAAAACACUAUUAUUUUUUGUACCAAAAAUACUUAAAGACCUCAGAAGCACUAUUUUACUUUUAAGAAAUUGCUUUUUUUGAACUUUAUCCAGAAAUGGUUGUCAAUAAAUACCGAAAAAUAAUUUCAUUGAUAUUUAAAAGUGAAUAUUAGUAUUAUGAAAUGAUUUGCCUUUUUGUAGGCAUAGUAAGCCAAAUACUUUUUUACCCAAAAUAAUUUUUAGAGAAAAUGGUGUGAUAAAAAGUUGUACCAUGAAUUAGGAGCAUAGUUUUCCCAUUCUAACUUCACCAUUACUUACAAGAUAAUUGAUAAUUGCUGUACCAAAUCAGAUGAACCGAUUUCAUCACUGUUCUUCUCUGUCCCAAAUAAUUUGGUUCAUUCAGACUGAAAUGUUUAUGUCUUCAACCAGUUAGAAUGGAAGAUAAUGCAGAUACUUCUGUGGGAAAUAAAGUAACUAAUUUUGAGGUACCAAAUAGUGCAAUUGGGUAAAACAGGGUUUAUUCAGUUGCAUCUGUCUCCAGAGUUGUGUUGACAGCUCUGGGCUUUUGGGGCCAGCCCUUUUUUGACAUUGCUUCCAGCAGUGGAAAAUGGGCAUUUGAUGGCGAUAGGCCAAAACUAUUCUAUCCAGAGAGUACAGCCUCAAAAUGCUCAUCUACUGGAAGUGUGAAUUACUUGACAAUGUAUGGCUUCGUCGUGUUCAUGUUCUGUCUAUAGUAGAGAUCUAAUCCCCUGAUUACUCCAAUAUUUGGUAUAAUAUAGUUCUCUUCAUACAGGCCACUGGGUUUCUCAUGCAGUAAGCAUGUAAAACUCAUUUGCACUGGAUUGUCAUCUCAUUCUUGUACAACAUAGAAUUAUUUGUUUACAUCCAACAAAUGGUUAGCUAGGGAAAACAGUGCAAACUGAGUGUAAGUAGUCGUUUGGUCCAACUGCAUGUUCACCCUUCCAUUUUAAUCCCAGUUAGAAGUGAAAACAUUACUUUGAAACUUGGCUUUAAGAGCACAUUUAUUGUACGUUAUGGUGUAUGGUGAAUAUAUUAUUAAAUAAUGUGGUACUUUGCUCAUCAGGCAUAAUGUCUAAAAUCUAAUAUACAUAAUUCCAUUAAGUGGUUGAGGGAAGCAAAUAAUGGAAUCAUCAACUGGUUAUUGGCUCUAAGGUUUUCUCUUAAAGAAAACAUUUUUAGUUUUAGGCAAGGGCCAGAAAUGUGGCAGACAUGGUUUUUGUUACACAUUCUUGUAUUAUAUGUGACUAAAUGUACAGACCACAUGUCUGUAAUUAAGACCCUUACAGAACUGGAAGACGUCUUGUAGUACUACCUUAGGUGAAAACAACGAAUUAAUGGUCCUUUUUUGGGUUUGAUUGUUUCUACGAAGAUAAAAUAAUUGGGGACCAUGUAGAAAAUAGGCAGUGAGAAGAUGGAGUCUACAGCACUGCUUUCAUUUAAUUGGGCUUUGGGCACUCCAUGCAAAUCCAGAACCUCACCUCUCGUCCAGACCAAGAAUUGGCUUCUCCACUUGAAUUCCUGGGAAGGAGUUGCUGAUUUUGUAUCUGAGACCUGCCAGGAAAUACCAAGUAAAGAGUUGUUUCCUACAGUUCGUGACCUUCACUGGGAGAAAAUACCAUGGUAACCAAGAAGAAAUGGGAAAAAAAUCUCACAGCACAUCCAUGUGGGAAGGCUUCUCCAAUCUUCUUUGGCUAUUUGAGUUUUAAAAUCAACUGCUAGGAUAGGAAUCCAGUGCAUGAUUUUCUUGGAGCUAUCUUGUCUGCCUUGAGGUUCCUAAACAGUGAAUUCCCAUUAAUGAGCAGUCUUCAGUAUUACAACCACUGUCUCGUCACCUCAUUUUGCAUUACUGUCUUCCGUGGAUGUUUCAGUUAAAUUGUAAUGUUAUUUAUAGAACAACAUUAAUCCAUUAAAGCUAACCUAUUUUUCAAUAUUUAUGAUAAUCUAUGUACAUACAUUGUCCAUAUGUGUCUGUAAAUAGGUUGUAUAUAAUGUCAGGUUUGGGUCUUGGGUUCAAGUGUAUAUAAUCUUGUAAGUUUCUUAACUGCAUUUUGAUGAGUUCACAUUAUAUAUCUAUGAAAAGUGUUCCAAAACAUCCUGUACAGAGAAUUAAAUAUAAAAUAUUGACAAAUUGUGUACAAACACUGAGAGAACUAAAAUACUUACUUAAAUUGUAUUUGCAAUAAACGGGUUGGACAUACUUUUUUUUUUUUUUCACAAAAACUUGGUGCAAAUUUAGAUCUCAUAAAUUUUAAAUAAGGUCUAAAUUUUCAAAAUGCAGUCCUUAUCAAAAUGUGAUCUAGUGUAAUGAAGUCAAAUGUGAUUGAGUGUAAUGAAAGACCUAGGAAAACCUGAAUGGGUGUGGGUGUAUAUAGUGUAAAUAUCCCCACUGUACUGUUAGAGGCCAACAGUUGCAAUAUGGCUUGUUGGCAAAGAGUGCUACACCGUUUCAAUGAAACAAUGUAUGUUUGUUUUAACUGAACUAAAAUAAAUACAUGCUUAAUCCUGA